GUGCGAAAGAUACAAUGCUGUGUGCUCGGGCCUGUGCAACACAAAUUAACUGUCAAACAGCAAUCUUUCAUUUUGAUGAAAACAAAUGCGAGCUUUAUGAGAAGCGAACAGAAGAUAUUUUAAAGACAAUGGUAAAGUCAGAAGGUCACCAUUUGAUCACAAAGGUUAAGAUGGUCCACUCUCCAGGAGUGAUACAAGAUCCAACAAUUCCAAGUCCUGUGUUUAGCUGGCUUCACUUUACACCUCAGUGGUGUAGCCUUGCAGGAAGGUCUGGAGAAAGGCUCGCCACUGGAAAAACAGCAGACGAGUGCAAAGAGCUGUGUAAAGGAAACUGUCUGGGGGUGGAGUGGUGGGAGGGAACUAAAUCCUGUUUUGAAUGUACAGAUCCUUCCAAGAAGGUCGUAUAUACCAAAACAAACGAUAAUGGCUACCCGCCUCAUGUGUUCCUAAAGAGUCAAAAUUCUUAA
Pocillopora verrucosa is the source of this 467-nucleotide messenger RNA. The record is from RefSeq and is a predicted model, not a curated record. NCBI's taxonomy places the organism in Eukaryota, Metazoa, Cnidaria, Anthozoa, Scleractinia, Pocilloporidae.